Lasiosphaeria miniovina is the source of this 4773-nucleotide messenger RNA. RefSeq lists its product as uncharacterized. Gene Ontology annotation, biological process: inositol phosphate biosynthetic process; phosphatidylinositol phosphate biosynthetic process. The record is from RefSeq and is a predicted model, not a curated record. The transcript is spliced from 2 exons. NCBI's taxonomy places the organism in Eukaryota, Fungi, Ascomycota, Sordariomycetes, Sordariales, Lasiosphaeriaceae. Gene Ontology annotation, molecular function: inositol hexakisphosphate kinase activity. Gene Ontology annotation, cellular component: cytoplasm; nucleus. The coding region runs from base 428 to 4528 and encodes 1366 amino acids.
CCUUCCCGCGUUUGCAUUUCUAUUGCAUUUUCAACACCCCGUCAUUCCCACCUUUUUCUUAUCUCGAUACUUUAGUCAGGUACAGUGCCCGCGUCUUUGUUUGGCAACCGCCGCACCAGGCUUGUGUCAUACCCUAAGUACCAAGGUAAGGUAAAGAGUGCAGUUCCGAUGCCAUAGAUUGCAGACCGACCUGCACCAAGUUGCCAGUGUACUAUGCAUGCCUCCGGCUCGUUGCCAGCACGUUCUCACACUAUCCACCUAAACUAGAAAAGGCACAACAGAGGGGGAAAAAGGCAAACUGAGCGGACACAAGAAAAUAUCCCCGAAAAAGAGCAAGGCCAAGGUUCUGCAGAAACCCAACCUCAACGCACAGCGGCAAACGAUACCGAUCCACGCAUUCUCGCAGUCGCCGCCAGAUGUCCACCUCAUGUCCAGCCCGCCUUCUGAGCCCGGAAAUGCCGCAACCGCUGCACCGGUGAGCCCUGACCGUGCUGCUGCUGCUGUUGCUGCUGCUGCCACAACCACCACCACCAUAGCUGGUGCUGGUGCUGCCGUCACAGCGACCCCCCAACCUGACGAUGCGCCACCCGCCCACGCCCACGCCCAUGCCCACGCCCAGCAGCUAGACCAGGCUGGAGCCGCGCCGCACCACCUUGGGCCUCUCCCCAUCCCUCCUCCCGUCACACCCCAGCCCCCGUUGCCCGCGGCCACGGCCACCGCCUCUGUUGCCGCACCUUAUGCAGAUCAGAUUAAAUAUCCUCGUGGCCCUGUCCUCCCGCAGAGGCCCCAUAGCCAUGGCCCCUCGCUGCUGACACAGGCUCUCGCAACAGCUCGUGGCAUCCCUAUCCACAGCCAGGCAGAGCCGUCGCACACCAAGCCCCAAUCUACACGAUCACCACCAGACCAAGCUGCCCGCCUGGCGUCACUUGAUUCUCCCCAGCCCUCGACCGAAGAAGUCGGUGGUGGUCAAGAUGCUCGCCAUGACUCCCUCCUUCAGGUCUCUGGCGGUGUUCUGACGCCACGAGCUUCUUCCCCGCCGACUGCGAUGCACCCACCGUCGACCGCUGCUGUCUCUGCAACUGUCGAAUCUCGCAGCGCCAGCGCCGGCGCGAGCGAGACUCCCGCGCCUACUGCCUGCAGCAUGCUGAACCUUGGCGAGGUGAAUUCGAUGCUUAACGGCCACCGCGAUUUUCUCUCCAAGACCAAGGGACGAAGUUCUCCGCUGGAACGUACAGACCGGGAAUGGAGGCUCCAGGACCGCCUAAGUCGAUCAAGCACCUUCCCCCACGACUCUGCCACCGGCAGCUCCCACACUUCGCCGCUCUUGACAGACUCACCUCUUGGCGCGCAGGACGUCAGCGCCGACGAGGGCGCCUUGUCGUCGGAUGGCCUCGCCCGCGCUGUGACGUGGAAGCCGGAGCAUCGCGUGUCUAUGGGUCCCGAGAAGGCUUGGUCAAUUAGCACUGGAGAUCUCGCCACGGGUCAGGAGGAUGGCCGGGUUGAGAAGUCAAUCGCCGAGGUCAUCUCUGGCGGCGAGGCAAACGUGCGCAGCCGGAAAGCAAGUCACAGACUUGGCUUCUUCAAAGAAGGGCUUCCCGAAGAAAAGGGCAAGAGAAAGGAAUCGCGUCCUGGGCCACAUGUCCGAGAUAAACCGCUACCGAUUGUUGAGACUACUACUACUACUACUACUACUGAUGCCCAACGGCAACCCGGGGGCGGCGAAGGAGCCAAUACGCGCACCUUGGCGGCUCACGAAGACAGGUCUUUGGCCGCUAAUAGUCAUAGCCAAGUGCGCGCAUUCACUGUGCGUAGCCCCGAGGCGUGUUCCGCCAGUGACUCGCAGCAAGAUUAUAUUUCUUCCAAUCGCGGCCCAGCUCCGGCCCGAGACGUCACUGCUCACCACGCUGCGCCGGAUGCCGAGCCCCCUUGUCUAGAUCGUCAAGCGACCGAGUUUGGUGAGGAUGAUGCGGACUUGGGGUUGGAGGCACGGCGGAAUUCGGAUGACAGCGUUGGGCUUGGAGAGUGUGCUGAGGAAGGCGAUGAAUCUGGCGAGGAGAAGAUCUCGUCUGCGGUUUUCUUGCCGCAUCAGGGCCUCGAGCAAUCGCAAGACCAUGCCGCAAUCCCUGGCGUGCCCCCGAGAUCAACCCCCGCACCGAGGACGGUUUCGCGAGCGGAUGAUUGGCUUGUUAAAGCUGGUGAGCCUGAGGUUGAUCAAGUCCAGAAUGCCGACUAUGAGAGGCUGCCUCGGCCGGAGCCCGCCGACAGCUCCCAUGUAUCUCCAAAAGUAGACUCCAGCCAAGUCGAUGGUUCUGCAAUUGCCGAUGAAAGUGACCCUACCGCUUAUCCUCCCAAGCCCACGCGUCCGCUUCCUCAAUAUCAUGAGGAUAACGUCCACGAGCAUCAGUGGGCGCCGAAGCAGCCGCUGGAGGCGAUCGAGCUGAUCCCCUACAAGCAUCAAGUGGGGGGACAUACGACCCUGUGGCGAUUUUCUCGGCGCGCUGUCUGUAAACAACUGAACAAUCGAGAAAAUGAGUUCUAUGAAAAGGUGGAAAAAUACCAUCGCGACCUGUUGGCUUUUUUGCCAAGAUAUAUUGGGGUUUUGAAUGUCACCUUCCAGAAGCAGCCGCGGCGCAAGUCUACCCUAAAGCAAAACGAUGUCGCGGCGUUGGAGCGGCACCAGGUCGGCCAGCCCGAGUCCGGCGUCGAUGCAAAGCGCAACGAGACUGCGCGGGAUGAAGCCGCGCAGAAAUCGCAGGGCGCCCAGGCCUCAAGCACUCAUCAAAGAGUCGUAAGCCAGUCGCUCCAGCCGUCUCCAGGCCAGAUCCCGACGGUUACCUUUGUGGAUAACCAGCACAUCCUGCCCCGGAACCUCCUGCAGCCGUCGCCGGGCGGAUCCAGCCCGUCCGGUCGCUUCAGAAGCCCGUCUGCAUUUGCCCAAGAGCUUGGCACGGGAGGGCAUAACGGCUCUAGCGCUAGUGGACGAGCCGACUUAGCACGCCCUGCCCUCCAGGACCGCCAUGCCAACAGCUGGGGAGCAACCACGGUGAACAAGAGACUCCGGAACGAAGUCUUCAACGAUGCGUUCCUAAAGCAGCCUAUCGCGAUCCAUCGGCAUAAAAGGGGGCACCAGCGUCCCUUGCCUCGAACUCUUCAGCAGGCACUCCGGUCGACUGGAUCGGAUCCGAGCUUGAUGGACUCGCACGACAAGCAAGCUCGAGCCUUUGGCACCGUGGGUGAGCCGCCCAGCUCCCUCAAAGUCAGCUCCAUGGCGCAAAGCGCGAGCGAUCUUGGCCAAGUAAGCGUUUUUUGCGAGGAUGAUGAUGAACCGACACCUGCGGAUGUGACGGGGACUAGCGCGCCCGAACCCGAGAUCCUCGGAGACGCAUCUCCCGCGCAGAAGAAGAAGCGUCGGUAUUCCGGGACUGGCCUCCGCAGGAAGCCAAAGGACGUCAGAGACGCCCGUGGCGACCUUAGAUACUACGCUGAAGCAGACGAUGCUGGCUACAAGGGAAAGAGGGAAGAGAACAAACUCAAGGCUCUACAGGACGCACUCCCGGUUGGCUCCGAGCCUGAGCUCGAGCCGGCACAGAACGAGGGAAAUGGCAAUUUGCUCCCCGAUGCAAACUUGUCGGUGAUGUCUUCGGCCGCCACUUCGGGCCUUCCGAGCCCGACGUCAGAGUUCAAGAGGAUUCCACGCCCUGUCAACCCCAAAGAGGCUCAGACACAGCGAGACUCGCGCGUCGAGUAUUUCCUACUUCUCGAGGAUCUUACCGCCGGCAUGAAGCGGCCGUGCAUCAUGGACCUGAAGAUGGGCACCAGACAGUACGGUGUGGAUGCGAGCCCGAAGAAGCAGAAAUCGCAGCAAGGCAAGUGUGCCAAGACGACAUCGCGCGAAUUAGGUGUUCGCGUCUGCGGUCUCCAGGUUUGGGACGUGAAGACGCAAAGCUACGAGUUCAGAGACAAGUACUACGGGCGAGAUCUCAAGAAGGGUCGGGAAUUCCAGGAGGCGCUCACGAGGUUCCUGUACGAUGGCGCCGACUGGUCCAGCAUCCUCCGUCAUAUCCCUACCGUACUGCACAAGCUCGAUCUCCUCGAGGUUAUCAUCGGCCGCCUGCGCGGCUACCGCUUCUACGCGGCGAGCCUGCUGAUGUUCUAUAACGGCGACACGUCCGAGGACUACGACACGGCCGUGGACGACUCGACGACCGACUUUGCGACGGACACGGAGGAGACGCCGCGCCGCACGCGCAACAACCCCCGCGAGAUCGACUUCAAAAUAGCCGACUUUGCAAACUGCGUCACGGCCGGCGACCUCGGCGACCACCGCUCGUGCCCGCCCAAGCACCCUAACGAGCCCGACCGCGGCUUCCUGCGCGGCCUCCGCAGCCUGCGCAAGUACUUUCUCAAGAUCCAGCGCGACACGAGGGCCGAGAUGGGCAUGGUCGGCGCCCAGUCGCGCAGCGGAGCUGGAGCGUUUGAUGGCGCCAGCGUGGACGAGCCGGAGGAUGACGAUUCUGUGAGCGACUGACGGACUUGCUCGACGAUGAUGAAUAUAGGCGGAACUGCGUGAUGUGCGGUCACGGUUAUGGACCAAAGUUUGGGUCUAGGCAACUGUUUGUGCUUCGGCGAUGAUUUUAUUUUUCACGAAAUUUCCCUUGCUCUGCUUGUCCACGUUACCCACCUGUAGGGGCGAAAAGUCAUGCGGAACUCUUUUGCGCUUCUGGUUAAAUUCACCAUGUUUGUUUUUGUCAGAGUAUGCCAGGGGGUCGGGGU